Tripterygium wilfordii is the source of this 4005-nucleotide messenger RNA. RefSeq lists its product as uncharacterized. Bases 243 to 3803 code for a protein of 1186 amino acids. Gene Ontology annotation, biological process: signal transduction. Lineage: Eukaryota; Viridiplantae; Streptophyta; Magnoliopsida; Celastrales; Celastraceae. The record is from RefSeq and is a predicted model, not a curated record. The transcript has 12 exons.
UUCCCAACAUCAAAUGCAAAACCAAACCCAAAUUGAGCUCUCCCCAUUUCUCUAGAAACCGAAGCAGUAGAAAACCAGAGUCUACUUCACCAAUGCGUUCAUAUUUCUCUGUCUCUGCAAUCAAAUUAUAAUUUAUUCAAUCAAUUAAGUGAUUCUCUACCUCUGAAAUUCAUCAACACCAUCAUCGGUGUAUAUAUAUAUAUAUAUAUAUAUAUAGAGUCAGUCGUGGUUAUCGAUUGUUGAUGGAGUCGCCGGAGAGGGGGAGAAUGGCCGGAGGAAUUAUGCUGGAUUUUCCGGUGAGUGAUAAUACGGCACCGCUAUCGGCGACGCGGUUGAGAGUACCAAAAAGGCUGCGUGAAAGGCUCGUCACGGAGUGUAAGACGCCGAGUACUGUAGAAGAAAUUGAGGCCAAGCUUCGGGACGCAGAUCUUCGUAGAGAGCAAUUUUACAAGAAAGUGUCAAACAAGGCGCGACCAAAGCCAAGAAGCCCUGUCCAAUCUUCAUCUCAUGAAGAAGAUCUCGGACAGCGCCUUGAAGCAAAGCUCCAAGCUGCUGAGCAAAAAAGGUUGAGUAUUCUGGCAAAGGCUCAAAAGCGCUUAGCUAGGCUGGAUGAGUUGCGGCAAGCAGCUAAAACAGAGGUUGAGAUGCGUUUUGAGAGGGAACGUCAGAAGCUUGGCACAAAAGUAGAAUCACGGGUCCAGCAGGCGGAGGCAAAUAGAUUGCUUAUCAUCAAGGCAUAUAGGCAAAGAAGAUCCAUUCUAGAGGAGAGAUCAUCUCAGUCAUUAUUGCGAAGGGUGGCUCGGGAGAACAGGUAUAAGGAGUUUGUGCGAGCUGCAAUUCACCAGAAACGUAUGGCUGCGGAGAAAAAACGAAUGGGAUUGCUGGAAGCAGAGAAGAAGAGAUCACAUGCUAGGGUGUUGCAGGUGCAGCAAGUAGCCACUUCCAUCUCUCACCAACGCGAGAUUGAGAGGAGGAGGCUGAGGGAACAGUUGGAAGAUCGACUCCAAAGGGCAAAACGGCAAAGAGCAGAAUAUUUGAUGCAUAGAGGAAGGCAGCGUAAUUAUGUUCGAGUGAACUGGAAUAGGUUGCACAGGCAGCAGGCUGAUCUACUUUCCAGAAAAUUAGCAAGGUGCUGGAGACGUUUCCUCAGGACUAGGAGAACUACCUUAGACCUGGCAAAAGCUUAUGAUGCCUUGAACAUAAACAAGAGCCAUGUGAAAUUACUGCCUUUUGAGCAGCUUGCUCUACUGAUUGAAUCAACUGCUACCCUGCAAACUGUGAAAUCACUACUGGACAGGUUAGAGAGCCGUUUUAAGCUUUCAAAGACUUCUACUUCUGCCAAUCAUCUGUCUGGUUUGGAUGACAUUGAUCACCUUCUAAGAAGAGUUGCCACACCUAAAAAGAGGACUACCCCGAGGACUUCCAUGAGGUACAGAGAUGUAAAGAAAGCAUCUUCAGUCAAGGAGGGAACCAAAGGUCCUGCUAAAUUGUCAAGGUAUCCUGUGAGAAUAGUUCUUUGUGCUUACAUGAUAUUGGGUCAUCCAGAUGCGGUUUUCAGUGGUCAAGGAGAGCUUGAAAUUGCUUUGUCCAAGUCUGCAACAGAAUUUGUCCGAGAGUUUGAGUUGUUGUUGAAGAUAAUACUAGAAGGGCCCAUACAGAGUUCUGAUGAGCUAUCUGACACCACCACAUCACACAAACGUUGGACCUUCAGGUCUCAGCUUGCAACUUUUGACCAAGCAUGGUCUUCUUACCUAAAUAGUUUUGUAGUGUGGAAAGUUAGGGAUGCUCAGUCCUUGGAGGAGGAUUUAGUUAGAGCAGCUUGCCAGCUUGAGCUCUCAAUGAUUAAAAAAUGCAAGCUGACACCAGACGGAGAUAAUGAUUCUCUUACUCAUGAUUUGAAGGCCAUUCAGAAACAGGUUACAGAAGAUCAAAAACUUAUUAGGGAGAAGGUAAAACACCUGAGUGGAGAAGCUGGGAUUGAGCGUAUGGAAUGUGCUUUAUCUGAGACACGAUCUAAAUACUUUGAUGCGAAGGAAAAUGGAAGUCCUGUAGGAAUAUUGUCUGUUUUGUCUCCAGGCUCAUCUAGUACUAGUAUCCCUGCUCACAUGUCUUAUGAUCCGUACUCAGACAGACAAAGUAAUGUGAUUGAGGGUACUGAGAAACCAAGCACUGUUGUUCGCUCCUUGUUUAGGGAAGAUAAUUCAUCAUCAUCUGAAAAUUUUGGUCCUUUGUCAUCAAGGAGCAGCUACGUAGAUGGUCAGCUGUAUGCUGAGAAUGAAGUAAUUGUUAAUGAGUUUCUGCACGACCAGAAGAACCAUGCUGUUUUGGAUGGUAUCAAUGAUUCACAUGAAGAUCAAAACAGUAUAAAGUCGAAGAUAAGGGAGACGAUGGAGAAGGCUUUCUGGGAUGGCAUCAUAGAAUCCAUGAAACAGGAUAAAACUAACUAUGAUCGGGUUGUCGAACUCAUGAGGGAGGUAAGGGAUGAAAUUUGCGAGAUGGCACCACAGAGCUGGAAACAAAACAUUGUUGAAGCUAUUGAUUUAGAAGUUCUUUCCCAGAUUCUUAAAUCAGGUAACUUGGAUGUCCAUUACCUUGGAAAGAUUCUAGAGUUUGCAAUGGCCACUCUGCAGAAGCUUUCCUCUCCAGCCAGUGAUGAUGAAAUGAGGGCCACUCAACAGAAUUUAUUUAAAGAGCUAACUAAAAUCUGUGAAGACAGUGAUGAAUCACAGUUUUCUCAUGUCACUGCAAUGAUCAAGGGUUUGCGCUUUGUCCUGGAGAAGAUCCAGGUACUAAAGAGAGAGAUAAGCAAAGCACGAAUAAGAAUGAUGGUGCCUCUGUUGAAGGGGCCUGCUGGUUUGGAUUAUCUUAGAGAAGCUUUUGCCAACCGUUAUGGAUCUCCUGAUGAUGCCCGCACAUCUCUUCCAAUGACAUUGCAGUGGCUUUCAUCUGUGUGGACUAGUAAGGAUCAGGAGUGGAUAGAACACUCAAAUUUUAUCUCACCUUUGCUUCGACCCAAAGGUUCUUCUCAGGGUUUUCUUCCUUCGACCGUCCUUAAAACUGGAGGACACUUUCUGGUUAAGACGAACCAGAGCGAAAUGGAUGCUUUACCGCCUGCUACUGGAAAUGCUCCAGGCUGUCAACUACCAGAAAGCAUUAAUGGAGAAAGAGUUGAUUUGUUAGUGAGACUUGGUUUGUUGAAGCUAGUGAGUGGGAUUGAUGGUCUGACGCAAGAAGUUCUGCCUGAAACUCUCAAACUUAAUUUUGCUAGGUUGAGAGCUGCUCAGGCUCAAAUUCAAAACAAUAUCGUAAUUUCUACCAGCAUUCUUGUUUGUCGACAAAUGCUCCUGAGCGAGCAAGCAGUUGCCAACCCAACAGAUAUGGAAAGCAUUCUCUUGAAGUGCACUGAACGAGUUUUAGAGCUCUUAGAUCGAGUUGAGAAUGUUAGCAUGGAAGAAAUUGUUGAAACUAUGAGCAGAUUCUCCAAAAAUUCUGAGAAGGUUAUAGAUACAGAAAAGCUUCAAACGAGGAAACUAGUCAUGAUGAGGACGUUGGCGAAGAGCUUGCAAGCUAGGGAUCCCGUGUUCGAGAAGGUUUCCCGGGCAGUUUAUCUGGCUGCAAGGGGAGUUGUCCUUGGUGGUAAUGGCCCUGAAGGUAAGAAAUUAGCAGAGACGGCAUUGCGGCAGGUCGGGGCUGUCGCCCUGACGGAUAAGGUUGUGGAAGUUGCUGAAGUGUUGGGUGUGGCAGCAACUCUGUCUGUUAAUGUCCACGGGCCAUGGUAUCGGAAUCUGAUUGAAAGCUUGUGAUGGAUUUGAUAUCUUAAACAGCAAAUUAAUCACACAGUUGUACAUACUCGGGCUGUGAAGCUUUGUAAGUGUGGCGUGUCUCGUUGGAAUAAUGUCAUGUCUCUUGUACAAUUCUUUGGCCAACAGACAAAGAUGUAAAUAACAUUUGAGCUACAUUGAAGGUCCUUUGGAUUGACCCCUUAAUUUUAUUGGGCUCGAUGUA